Messenger RNA from Lotus japonicus, 1472 nucleotides. RefSeq names its product receptor-like protein 44. Gene Ontology annotation, molecular function: protein binding. The transcript has a single exon. The coding region runs from base 336 to 1151 and encodes 271 amino acids. The record is from RefSeq and is a predicted model, not a curated record. Lineage: Eukaryota; Viridiplantae; Streptophyta; Magnoliopsida; Fabales; Fabaceae.
AAAGUUUGUUUAAAAUAACUACAACAAUAAUAUAAUAAUAUCUGUAUAUAAAACAAACCCACUAGCUACACAGUCACAGGACCUAAAGAGUGAAGACCAUUUUUCAACUAUCUCCCUUUCCCUUCUCUCUCACCCCCUUUACUCAUUCCAAUUCACUUUGGCAUUUCAUCAAACAGUACAACUACAAUAAUCCAACACCAACAUCUAUCUCUCGCUUUCUCAACUUUCACGUUUCAUUUUCGAAGAUCCUUUUCCCCUCAAGAAACUGAGAAGAAUCAGAAUCAGAAUCGAAGAAAACAGAGAAUCAUCAAGAAUUGGAUUUCCUUCAGCAAUAGAUGGAUGUAGGGAGGGUGGUGCUAGUGUUGUUGUUGCUGUGUGUGAUGUGGAUUCAGAUUCAGCUUUGUUCAUCAGAUCCAAGCGACGAGGCGUGCCUCACGCAACUCAGCAAAUCGUUACAGGACCCAAACAGAUUGAACUGGAAGCAAGAGAAUUUCGCCAAACCCUGCAACGAUUCAACCUCGAAUCUCCAAGGAGCAAUCUGCAACAAUGGCCGAAUCUACAAACUCUCCCUCAACAACCUCGCGCUUCACGGCACGAUUUCCCCUUUCCUCGCCAACUGCACAAACCUCCAAGCUCUUGACCUCUCCUCCAACUUCCUCACCGGACCCAUCCCGCCGGACCUCCAAUCUCUGGUCAACCUCGCCGUGCUCAACCUCUCCGCUAACCGCCUCGAAGGGGAGAUUCCGCCGCAGCUCACAAUGUGCGCGUAUCUCAACAUCAUCGACCUCCAUCAAAACCUUCUCACCGGGCCUAUUCCUCAGCAAUUGGGUCUCCUUGUUCGUCUCUCCGCCUUCGACGUCUCCAACAACCGCCUCGCCGGUCCGAUCCCGUCGUCGCUCACCAACCGGAGCGGCAACCUGCCCAGAUUCAACGCUAGCUCGUUCGUCGGGAAUAAGGAUCUCUACGGCUACCCUCUGCCGCCGCUCCGGAGUAAAGGGCUGUCGAUCUUAGCCAUUGUUGGGAUCGGAUUGGGAAGUGGACUCGCUAGCUUGGUUCUCAGCUUCACUGGGGUUUGUAUAUGGUUGAAAGUUACAGACAGGAAGAUGGCACAAGAAGAAGGCAAAAUCAGUCACCUUAUGCCUGAUUAUUGAUAUCCCUUAUUCCCUUAACCUUCAAAUUCAACUGAUUAUCGAUAGUGUUAUUAAACUCGGCUCGGCCAUCGACUCGGUUAGAUAUUCAAUAUUUCAUAUCCAAGGUAUCUAUCUCUUUGAUUGAACUUGCAAUUGAUUGAUGAUGGUUCAGCUGAAACCAAAAAAAAAAAAAAAGAGACAGUAACGGUACCAGGUACUUUUUUUUUGUUUGAUGAUAAAAGUGAGGUGUGGGCUACCCUUUUUCUUUGUUCUUAUGGGUUGUUCAGAUAAUUGUCUUUUAUUGAUCACGGGCAUAUAUUUAUAUAUUUUGAUUAUUUUUUA